Molecule: messenger RNA, 1538 nt
Organism: Mollisia scopiformis
Lineage: Eukaryota; Fungi; Ascomycota; Leotiomycetes; Helotiales; Mollisiaceae
Exons: 4
Coding region: 45-1538 (497 amino acids)
Biological process (GO): transmembrane transport
Cellular component (GO): fungal-type vacuole membrane; plasma membrane
Molecular function (GO): transmembrane transporter activity
Source: RefSeq, a predicted model, not a curated record
CUUGAUUGUGCGGAAGCAGGGAUACUUUGAGUUCCCUCAGGAACAUGAAGCUAAAUUCCUGUUACUGGCUCCGAAUUUUCUCUUUCCUAAAGAACUCUUGUUCAAAGAUUCCACAAUUCAAAAUGGCAUCAGACAAGAAGCUAGAAGUUCAAGAACAAGGGCUCUCUUCCGAGCGCGAAUCUGAUCUCGCCAUCUCGCAUGGCGAGGUAUUCGAUCGAGAAGACAUAAAAUCAACAGGUCUUCUAGGACGCUUGGUGUACUACGAAGAAUGGCUUGAUCGGAAACUUGGCUAUGGACUUUCUCUUACCCAAGCCAUCCUCAUCAUCAUAUUUGGCACAUUUCUCGGUUGCGCGGUUGCAGGAUGGUGUGCGACUCUUGGGCCCGGAACUGGACUCCGUCAAGUUGCUAUCUCAAGGUACAGCUUUGGAUGGUGGCCAUCAAAAAUCAUCGCGAUUCUCAACGUUGUUGAGCAAAUUGGGUGGGCCGCAGUCGGAUGCAUCACUGGCGGUCAAGCUCUUUCAGCGGUUUCGAAUUACACUGUCUCCGUGGUCUUGGGAAUUGUUAUCAUUAACAUCAUCAGUAUUGUAUUGAGCUUCGGCGGGUAUACUGCAAUCGUCAAAAUCGAAAACUACUUUUGGAUUGUUUUUUUCGUGAUCUUCUUGAUCAUAUAUGGAGAAGUUGGCGGGAAAGCAGAUCUCCAGUCACCAGCACAGGUCACGGGAAUGACACUUUCGGGCAAUGUUCUUUCGUGUAUCGCUAUUUUCUAUGGAGAUGGUGCCAGCUAUGCCUCAAUUAUUAGUGAUUACUACGUCAAUUAUCCAGCAAAUAUAUCGAAAAUGAAGGUCUGGCUUCUCACGACCUUUGGAAUCUUCAUACCUGUCACUUUUGGAAUUCUUCUUGGUAGCUUGGUUGGCUCAACGACUGGAGUUGAUACCAAUUGGGGACAGGCCUACGACAAUCAUGGAGUUGGAGGUCUUAUAUUGGCAAUGCUCUACCCCGCAGGUUUUGCAAAAUUCCUCUUGGUUCUGUUGUCACUUGGUGGAGUCGGCUUGAAUGUUAUUGCAAUUUACUCGAGUUCUCUAGCAAUUCAGCAAGCUGCGAAGCUUUUGCAGCGGGUCCCACGUUUCGUCUGGAGUCUAGUCACCUUUGCAUGCAUUCUUGUGCUUUCUGUUGGAGGGCGAGACAAAAUCAUUGACUUUCUUGAGAACUUUCUCUCCCUCCUCGGAUACUACAACACGGCUUUCGUUGCCAUCUUGGCUAUCGAGCAUUACUAUUUCAGAAACGGCAACUUGGCGAACUAUGACCUCGAUGGCUGGAAUACACCCUCAAGACUACCCAUUGGAUUCGCAGGGUUGACUUCAUUCUUGCUUGGUAUUGUUGGGGCUAUCUUAGGCAUGGUUGAGACAUACUACGUUGGAAUCAUCGCCAAGAUGAUCGGGGAAGAUGGUGGUGAUAUUGGAAAUGAGCUGGCGCUUGUCUUUACCGUCAUCUCGUACCCAACCCUGAGAAAACUCGAAUUGAAAUAUGUUGGACGUUAG